CACUAAUCGUCACGGAAACAUCGCUCACACGCUAACGGCUAACGGGGAAGACUGGGACCAAUGUCGAAGACUAUAUUGCCGCCAGAAUGGUCCAACUGAGCCAUCCGAACCAUCUGACCCACUUGACGGACCCGUUGUGACGAGUGGACAAGAUGCUGCAGCUCCCCCUGGUGGUGACUGCUCGAGUGGACCUGGUUCUACUGCUGCUCUCCCUGCUCGCCUUCUGGACCCGACUCACCCGCCUCAGCUACCCCAACGCUGUGGUGUUUGACGAGGUGUACUAUGGACAGUUUGUGUCUCUCUACAUGAAGAGAAUCUUCUUCAUUGAUGACAGCGGACCAGCACUUGGUCACAUGAUUCUGGCCUUGGGGGCCUACUUGGGAGGAUUUGAUGGAAACUUCAUGUGGAACAGAAUUGGAGCAGAGUAUCCCUGCAGUGUGAGUGUGUGGAGUCUGCGCCUGUUCCCGGCUGUGUGUGGUGCAUUGUGUGUUCCUGUGGGGUAUUGUGUCAUUGUGGAGUUGGGUUUCUCUCAUGUGUCGGCGCUGGGAGCGUCACUGCUGCUGUUGUUUGACAAUGCUCUCAUCGUCCAAUCGCGCUUCAUGUUGCUGGAGUCUGUGGUUAUCUUGUUCAUCAUGUUGGCCUUGUUCACCUACCUGCGCUUCCACAACGCCCCCACCAGCUCGCCUGUCAGGUACUGUUGGCUCCUCCUCUCCGGAACUUCCUGCUCUGCCGCUAUCGGGGUGAAGUAUAUGGGUGUGUUCUCCUACCUGCUGCUUGUGGGUGUGGCCUCUUUGCACACCUGGAAGUUGAUUGGAGACAUGACCGUUAGUGGUCUGUGUGUGUUUGUCCAGUGUGUGUGUCGCGGUGUGUGCCUGUUUGUGGUCCCUGUCCUGCUCUAUGUUUUCUGGUUCUAUGUCCACCUGAGUCUUCUACACCGCAGUGGACCACAUGACCAGUUGAUGAGCCCUGCCUUCCAGGCCAGCCUGGAGGGCGGUCUCUCCAGGAUUACUCUGGGUCAACCUCUGGAGGUUGCUUAUGGCAGUCAGGUGACUUUGAGAAGCUCCGCCUCCCAGCCAAUCCCCUGCUGGCUCCAUUCUCACAAAGCCAACUAUCCAAUCAGGUAUGAGAGUGGGCGGGGCAGCUCUCACCAGCAGCAGGUCACAUGUUACCCGUUCAAAGACGUCAACAACUGGUGGAUCGUGAAGAACCCGGACAGAGCGGAUCUGGCGGUGGGCAGUCCUCCCCGUGCGGUCCGUCACGGCGACAUCAUCCAGCUGUUUCACGGGAUGACGUCACGCUUCCUCAACAGCCACGACGUCGCGGCGCCCAUGAGCCCCCACGCGCAGGAAGUGUCCGGGUACAUCGACUUCAACGUCUCCAUGCCGGCGCAGAACCUUUGGAGGGUGGACGUCGUCAACAGGGAGGCGGAGUCGGAGGUUUGGAAAACCAUCCUGUCAGAAGUUCGAUUGGUCCACGUCAACACCUCUGCCGUCCUGAAGCUGAGUGGCACGUCUCUUCCAGACUGGGGUUUCCGUCAAAUGGAGGUGGUAGCAGAGAAGAUGUUCAGAGGUCACAGCAGCAGUCAGACCUGGACGGUGGAGGAACAUCGAUAUGGAACCAGUGAGGAGCAGAAGGACAGGGAGGCGGAGCUUCAUUCUCCCACCCACAUUGACGUCAACAGGAAGAUUUCCUUCUGGGCGAAGUUCCUGGAGGUGCAGUGGAGGAUGCUGACGGUGAAACAGGAAGACUCUGAGCACAAAUAUAGCUCCACCCCUUUGGAGUGGAUCACCAUGGAGACCAACAUUGCAUACUGGCUGCAUCCAUCCACCAAUGCUCAGAUCCAUCUGAUUGGUAAUCCAGUAUCGUGGGGCGUGGCCAACCUCAGCUUGCUGGCCUAUCACCUGCUGGCAUCCGUCUACCUGCUGAGGAGGAGGCGUGGCAUCAAAGACGUACCUGACGCUGCGUGGGAGCAGUUUGUGUCAUUAGGUCAGGUGUGUGUUGGCGGCUGGCUGGUCAACUUUGUUCCAUUUGUGUUCAUGGACAAGAGCCUCUUCCUCUACCAUUACCUGCCUGCACUCGUCUUCCUGCACCUGCUGAGCGCCGCCCUGCUGGAGCACGCACACACACACCUGCUCAGCAAGGACACACACCGCCGUGUGUUGCGUGCGUGUGCGUGCGCAGUGUUGGCGUGCGUCCUCCUCUCCUAUCACCUCUUCUGCCCUUUGACCUUUGGGAGCCCAGAGCUGUCAGCCAAUCAGCUGCAGGCGCUGAAGUGGAGAAACUCCUGGGACAUCCUUUACCAUCGCCGCUAGACUCCUCCCCCCACAAUUACAUCACCACCUGUGGCUGAUCUUGUCAAACUUUUAGCAAACAAUAAAGUUGUGUUUUAGUGACGUCGUGGUUCU
Messenger RNA from Dunckerocampus dactyliophorus (ringed pipefish), 2405 nucleotides. RefSeq names its product protein-O-mannosyltransferase 1 (gene pomt1). Lineage: Eukaryota; Metazoa; Chordata; Actinopteri; Syngnathiformes; Syngnathidae. Gene Ontology annotation, molecular function: dolichyl-phosphate-mannose-protein mannosyltransferase activity. Gene Ontology annotation, biological process: protein O-linked glycosylation via mannose. Gene Ontology annotation, cellular component: endoplasmic reticulum; membrane. The transcript is spliced from 20 exons. The coding region runs from base 153 to 2312 and encodes 719 amino acids. The record is from RefSeq and is a predicted model, not a curated record.